GCCAAGUAUUCUCUCUCUUCCAACGGCCUAUCCUUGCCUCACCCGUAGCGAGCUAUCCCGCUGCACAUCAAGCGUCGCGCGCUCACUUUCUGACCUCCGCCAAUACCCAUGCUAUCGCGCGCGCAUCCUCCUCAUCGAAACGAAUGCUUCAGAAUGAUCCUUCCGCUGCCGCAUCCUAUCCCGUAGGGGAAUCUUCCGCACCCUCCACAGCAGGAACAUCUGGGGCAUCCGCCUCACAACCUCAAACACACAUUACACUUGAGCAGCCCGAGCCCAGACUGGCAUUGACAUUCACGUGCACAGUAGAGGCCUGUGGGCAUCGCUCAACACACCAGUUUACGAAACGGAGUUACACGAGGGGUAUCGUCAUCGUGCAGUGUCCUGGAUGCAAGAACAGGCAUCUGAUUGCUGACCAUCUUGGAUGGUUCAAGGAGAGCACAGAGGACGGCAAGUUGAAGACGGUCGAGGACCUCUUGCGCGCAAAGGGCGAGAAGGUCCGCAGGGGUAGGCUAGAUGCAGGUGGUGUCGUCGAAUACGCUCCAGAAUAGACAGUAGGGGCUCACCCAUCCCCAUUCC
Messenger RNA from Dichomitus squalens LYAD-421 SS1, 576 nucleotides. Its product is annotated as zf-DNL-domain-containing protein. The transcript has 2 exons. Gene Ontology annotation, molecular function: protein-folding chaperone binding; zinc ion binding. Gene Ontology annotation, cellular component: mitochondrion. NCBI's taxonomy places the organism in Eukaryota, Fungi, Basidiomycota, Agaricomycetes, Polyporales, Polyporaceae. The coding region runs from base 144 to 548 and encodes 134 amino acids. Gene Ontology annotation, biological process: protein stabilization; protein folding; protein import into mitochondrial matrix. The record is from RefSeq and is a predicted model, not a curated record.